This is a messenger RNA of Sphaerodactylus townsendi, 2616 nucleotides long. It is a transcript of the gene SLC27A2, whose product is annotated as solute carrier family 27 member 2. Gene Ontology annotation, molecular function: long-chain fatty acid-CoA ligase activity; long-chain fatty acid transmembrane transporter activity. NCBI's taxonomy places the organism in Eukaryota, Metazoa, Chordata, Lepidosauria, Squamata, Sphaerodactylidae. Gene Ontology annotation, cellular component: endoplasmic reticulum. The record is from RefSeq and is a predicted model, not a curated record.
AUGGUGCCGUGGGGCUGGUGGACGGCGCUGGCGGGGCUGGUGCUGGCGCUGCCGCUGCUGCUGGCCAUGGUGGCGUGCCCUUACCUGUGCCAGGACGUGGCCUUCUUCUUGCGCCUGGUGCGCAUCUCCCAGCGGGCGCGCAGGGCCGGCUCCCGGGUGCCGCCGCGCACGCUGCUGGAGGUCUUCGGCCGCCGGGCGCGGCGCCGGGCCGGCAAGGCGAUGCUGCUCAGCGGGGAGCGCGUCUACACCUACGGGCAGGUGGACCUGCGCAGCAACCAGGUGGCGCGGGCGCUGCGGGAGAGCGCCGCCUUGCGGCAGGGCGACGCCGUGGCCCUCUUCCUCACCAACCGGCCCGACUACGUGUGGCUGUGGCUGGGCUGCGCCAAGCUGGGCUGCGCCCUGGCCUGCCUCAACUGCAACAUCCGCGCCCGGGCUUUGGUCCACUGCUUCCAGUGCAGCGGCGCCAAGGUGCUGCUGGCCGACCCAGAUCUGAAAUCAGCGAUUGAAGAAGUACUGCCAACCCUGAAGGAAGAAAAUGUGGCUGUUUAUUACCUAAGCAGGACAUCUGACACCGAGGGAGUGGACAGUUUCCUUGACAAAAUGGAUGCCGUUUCAGAUGAGCCUAUCCCACAGUCUUGGAGAUCAAAUGUCACUUUAAAAAGUCCUGCUUUGUAUAUUUAUACCUCUGGAACCACAGGUGCUACUCUAGCAUUACGGUCUAAAUUUUCCGCUACGCAAUUUUGGGACGACUGCAGGAAAUACAAAGUCACUGUCAUACAGUAUAUUGGAGAAGUGCUUCGAUACCUGUGCAAUGUACCUACGAAAGACAAUGAUCGUGAUCAUAGAGUAAGGAUCGCCAUCGGGAAUGGCCUGAGGGCAGAUGUUUGGAGGGAAUUUAUUAGAAGGUUUGGGAAUAUGCGCAUUUUUGAAUUCUAUGCUGCAACUGAAGGAAAUGUUGGAUUUUUGAAUUAUACUGGGAAAAUUGGCGCUGUAGGAAGGCUAAACUUCUUCCAUAAGAAAUAAUUCACUUUCGACCUAGUUAAAUAUAUGGCCAUUGAGAAAGAAACCGAACCUCCCAGAUGGAAAGGAGAAAAUGUAGCUACAACGGAAGUUGCUGAUAUUUUAGGACUACUAGACUUCAUCCAGGAAGUGAACGUAUACGGUGUAUCUGUGCCAGGUCACGAAGGCAGAACGGGAAUGGCGUCCAUUCGACUAAAGGAGGGUUGCGCGUUCGACGGAGGACGAGUCUAUCAGCAUGUUGCAGACUGCUUGCCAUCUUACGCAAGGCCCCGUUUUGUGAGGAUUCAGGAUGUCAUUGAAACUACAGGAACAUUUAAACAUCGGAAGGUGCAGUUGGUAGAAGAAGGAUUCAACCCAGCAGUUAUUAAAGACACCCUCUAUUUCCUGGAGGACAAAGAAAAGUCAUACGUUCCCCUGACAGAAGACAUUUAUAACUCGAUAUGUAGCAAUAGUCGGAAACUAUAAAGUGCCCCAAAAGUAAUUUUUGUAAAAGAAAAUCACGGACAUUUUUAAAUUUUAGAAAAUUAAUGGUAAUCGAUUUGAAAAAUGAUUUAAUGUUUCUAUCUGGAAUUGGGAACAUCGCUUAUUCGUUAUUUUGGGGGUUCUUCUUAAAAACAAAAUAUUUACAUGUCUUCCCGGCACUGUCUCCUGUUUGAGUUGCUGUAGCCUGAAUGUUGAUUUAUCCCUUCUUGCAAGCUGUCUGCAAUUGGGGAGCUCUCCUUCACACUUACCAAGAGCAACUGUCAAGCCUUAUGUGAGCCACACUUGUCUCCAAAAUGAAGUCGGCGGGAUGUGGAACAGCAAUGGUGUCAGGCAUGCCAGUAAAGCUAUGUGGCUCAUUUAAGGAGUCGUGCCUAUUAGCUGGGCCUGUCACGAGCUGGCCAAAAGACCCAAAAGAUGACCAGGGCAAUUGCCUUGUGUACUACGAAGCCACACCGGUUGCUACAAUCUCGCAAGAACACUCACUUCCACAGGAUUUCCCUGCGACGUUCUGGAUGGGUGGGGCACUAGUAAGCUUUAAAAGGAUAGUCAGCUAAAGGCCCAGGAGGCUAUUCCAAGGUUCUCUCUGCUAGGCUACGGAGAGUCUUAGCAUGGGAGAGGAAGUAUGCAGAGUGAGGUUAACUCCCUAUUCUCCCAGUACCUGGCCACAAAGUCCACCUGCAAAGGACACUGGAGGGUGCUAAGUUCAGGGGUCCAACUUGGCGGCCCCUGCUUCUGACACAAAUGAAAAGAAUCAUCUUUGCAGGAAGGGGUGUUCUACAUGUGCAUAUGUCGGAAUUCCUGCACCUGCGAGGCACAGCUGGAGCAACACAGACCUGUUUAGGAUCAGUGCCGGAAGCCUUUAUUUACCUUGCGGACAUCUUCUUUCCUAUUGCUGUUCCCGGCGUACAUUAAUCACGCUCCGGAUUCAUUUUUCCUCUGCCGUUUAGCGUUGCAAACUCUCUUUCUGAAAUCCAUUCUUUUACCUUGAAUCGUGUUCCAGAAACAGGAAGGGAAAGCUCUGUGUCCUGUGCAUAUUUAACACGACUGUUUCACAAGGGGGACAGGUCUGUGGCCAGGCUCUCUGAAUACUUUCCUUGGAACUGUAUAAAGAAA